Molecule: messenger RNA, 733 nt
Organism: Erythranthe guttata (spotted monkey flower)
Lineage: Eukaryota; Viridiplantae; Streptophyta; Magnoliopsida; Lamiales; Phrymaceae
Source: RefSeq, a predicted model, not a curated record
CAUCAUGGUUUUGUUGUAUUUAAAAUUAUUAUUACAGGGAAGUGGAUAUGUUUACGAAACGUUGUUGCAGCCAUAUAUAUCGAGGCACGAGACGGAUAUCGAUAGGAGCGUAGCUGAAUUUAAGGAAAGAGCAUGGAAUUUAGCAAUUGAUUAUUGGCACAACUGCACCGAUUUGAGUUCCCAAAAGGCACUCCAGUUAUUCAAAUUUGUUGUUUCCCAUUGUACCAAAGUUACACUACCAAGCUCCCAGAAUGAUGGGAAUGAGCAAUUAAAUUCAGCUCCACCACCAACCCCGCCGAGCACGCCGUCCGGAAUAUUCAAGAGGACCAAGUCCGACAAGCGGCGGCCGCCUGUUCCACCCUCCCCCUCUCAUCGUAGCCAAACACCCAAGUCUGACUCAACUAAAGUCCAGCUCCGCAGCCAAACACAGUUUAUCCACACCGAGGAUAUUCUUAUUCCUGAUUCGAAUAUCGGGAUUAAAUUGGAAGCAAAAUCAGAUAGCGAACCCGAUUCACAUGCCAAACGGGUCGAACACAGGCCCUCCAAAAGCAAUUAGCAAAAUCAGACAAGAAAUUAAAACUGUAGAUUUUUUUUUUUUUAUCUUAGGUUUUAGAUCCACUAAAAUUUUCAAAUUUGUUCAUUUUUUGGUCCUUGUAUUUUUUUUUUCACCCAAUUUGAACCUUUUUACGGUUCGAAUACACUUUCCAAUUUUGCUAUUACACCAAAAUUAAAA